Choloepus didactylus (southern two-toed sloth) is the source of this 2530-nucleotide messenger RNA. It is a transcript of the gene NBN, whose product is annotated as nibrin. The transcript is spliced from 16 exons. NCBI's taxonomy places the organism in Eukaryota, Metazoa, Chordata, Mammalia, Pilosa, Megalonychidae. Gene Ontology annotation, biological process: mitotic G2 DNA damage checkpoint signaling; telomere maintenance; double-strand break repair via homologous recombination. Bases 116 to 2371 code for a protein of 751 amino acids. Gene Ontology annotation, cellular component: Mre11 complex; nucleus. Gene Ontology annotation, molecular function: protein binding; damaged DNA binding. The record is from RefSeq and is a predicted model, not a curated record.
UCCUGGGAGCGCGCACGUCCUGGAGCCCGCCUUGACUGCAAUCGCUGGUGACGCGCACGUGUUGUGCCGCGGGUACGCGACCGCACAUAGGCCGAGGCUCAGAGGAUCCUGACCCAUGUGGAAGCUUCUCCCCGCUGCGGGCCCGGCCCGAGGAGAACCAUACAGGCUUUUGACUGAUGUUGAAUACAUUGUUGGAAGGAAAAACUGUGGCAUUCUAAUUGAAGGUGAUCAGUCAAUCAGUCGAAAUCACGCUGUGUUAACUGCUAGCUUUCCUGUAACCAGCCUGAGUCAGAAGGAUGAAAUCCCUAUUUUGACAAUAAAAGAUAAUUCUAAAUAUGGUACCUUUAUUAAUGAGGAAAAAAUGCAGAAUGGAAUUUCCAGAACUUUGAAGACAGGGGAUAGGGUUACGUUUGGGGUAUUUGAAAGUAAAUUCAGAGUUGAAUAUGAGCCUUUGGUUGCAUGCUCUUCCUGUUUAGAUGUCUCUGGGAAAACAGCUUUAAAUCAAGCUAUUCUGCAACUUGGAGGACUUACAGUAAACAACUGGACAGAAGAAUGUACUCAUCUCGUCAUGAUAUCAGUUAAAGUUACCAUUAAAACAAUAUGCGCACUCAUUUGUGGCCGUCCAAUUGUAAAGCCAGAAUAUUUUACUGAAUUCCUCAAAGCAGUUCAGUCCAAGAAACAGCCUCCACAAAUUGAAAGUUUUUACCCACCUGUUGAUGAACCAGCUAUUGGGAGUAAAAAUAUUGAUCUUUCAGGACGACAAGAAAGAAAGCAAAUCUUCAAAGGGAAAACAUUUAUAUUUCUAAAUUCUAAACAGCAUAAGAAAUUAAGUUCAGCAGUUAUUUUUGGAGGUGGAGAAGCAAGGUUGAUAACAGAUGAAAAUGAAGAAAAAGAUAGUUUCUUUUCAGCUCCUGGAACUUGUGUUGUUGAUAUGGGAAUAACAGAUUCACAGACCUUAAUUCCUGACUCUCAGAAGAAAUGGAUUCAUUCAAUUAUGGAUAUGCUUCAAAGGAAGGGUCUUAGACCUAUUCCUGAAGCAGAAAUUGGAUUGGCAGUUAUUUUCAUGACUACAGAGAAUUACUGUGAUCCUCAGGGCCAGCCCAAUACAGGAUUAAAGCCAACAACUCCAGGGCCAAGCCUUUCCCAAGACUUGUCAGUUGGUGAAAAACUAAUGCCAACUGCCCCUGUGAAUACCACAACAUAUGUAGCUGACACAGAGUCAGAGCAAGCAGAUACAUGUAUGGAUUUGAGUGAAAUGCCAAAAGAAAUGAAAAUUUCCAGAACAAAACAAAAGUUCAGGAUGCUUUCACAAGAAACAUCCACUAUAAGGGAACUCCCUAAAACAAGCUGUAAUGAUAAUAAUAUAGUGCCAGAUACUCUGGUUAGAAUGAAAAUUCCAAACUAUCAGCUUUCACCAACUAAAUUCCAAGGUGUAAGUAAAAGUAGAAAUAGGGCUUCUCAGCAAACCAACUCCAUCACAAACUACUUUCAGCCAUCUAUCAAAAAAAGGGAAAGGGAUGAAGAAAAUCAAGAACUGUCUUCAUCCAAAUCAGCAAGAAUAGAAAUGUCGUGUUCUCUUUUAGAACAAACAGAACCUGCUGCACUCUCGAUGUGGAAAAAUAAAGAACAGUAUCCACCUCAGAAUGAACCUCUGGACGAAAAAUCAGAAAACUUAUUUACAGAUGUAGAUUUAAAAUCUAAUGUGAAAAAUUCUGCCAAUGAAUCUCUUUCCACAGAAAAGCUAAUAUCAAAAAAAAGAAAAGAAGUUGAUGAUUUGGCUAUAGAAGAUGAAGUAUUAGAACAGUUAUUCAAGAAUACAAAACCAGAAUCAGGAAUUGAAAUGAGAGUUCAAAAACAAGAGGAAUGUGUCAAUAUUAAAAAAAAGCCAAGGUUCAUUAUAGAAACAAAUGGCACUUUUAAUGAUGAAGCAGUACCAGAACAUAAUAAAAUAUCUCAGGAAGAUGAAAUUGGCAAGAAAUGUGAGCUCAAGAAAGAAUCUCUAUGGUCAACAAAAGAACUGUCUAAUGAUGAACUUCAGGGUGAUGGUGAGAUGCUUCCAAGGAAAGUAUUACUGACAGAAUUUAGAUCGCUAGUAGUUAAUAACUCUACCUCCAGAAAUCCAGCCAUCAUAAAUGAUGAUUAUGGUCAGCUAAAGAAUUUCAAGAAAUUCAAAAAGGUCACAUUUCCUGGAGCUGGAAAACUUCCACACAUCAUAGGUGGAUCAGAUCUAAUAGCUCAUCAUGCUCGAAAGAAUACAGAAUUAGAAGAGUGGUUAAGGCAGGAAAUGGAGGUACAAAAUCAACAUGCAAAAGAGGAGUCUCUUGCUGAUGAUCUCUUUAGAUAUAACCCUAGUGUAAAAAGGAGAAGAUAACUGAGGAUUUUAUAAAGAAGCACAGAAAAACAUUUCCUAACAAGCAUUUACUUCAUUCUUCCUGAAAUACAUGAAUAUAGUAUAUAGAAGGGAUUUAAAUUACAAGUAUUUUAUGGCCUAACUUUGUUAAAUAAAAAACUCCAUUUCUUUUGUGUAUAA